Molecule: messenger RNA, 768 nt
Organism: Arabis nemorensis
Lineage: Eukaryota; Viridiplantae; Streptophyta; Magnoliopsida; Brassicales; Brassicaceae
Source: the annotation of a GenBank genome assembly
AUGCUAGAAGCCAGAGACCGAAUCGAGAGACCAGUGGAUUACUCGGCCGUAUUUGUCAACAGACGCAGCCACGGUGUGUUACUCGACGAGCCAGCCUCACGGCUUAGUUUGCAGAGAUUGCCAUCGGAUUCUCAGGUGAAUCCAGAACCUAUUGGUCGAGGAUCUUUGGUUGGAACAGGCGGGCUUGUGAGAGGCAAUUUCGGUUCAUGGAGGCCUGGUAAUGGAAGAGGUCACAGCCCGUUUAGAUUCUCACAGGGAAGAGAGAAUAUGCCUAUGGUGUCUGCUAGGCGUGGAAGAGGUCGUGAAUCAGCUACUGUGUUACCUUCUUGGUACCCAAGAACACCUCUACGCGAUAUAACUCAUAUUAUUCGGGCUUUUGAGAGAAGAAGAGGAGCUGGUAUGGGAGUAGGAGGCGACGGCCGGGAGAUUGAGAUCCCAACUCACCAACAAGUUGGUGUUCUUGAAUCUCCAGUAUCAUUGUCAGGUGAACAUAAUUGCUUAAUGGUGACUCCUGGUCCAUAUGUGGGAUUCAAGCGUAAUUGUCCACCGUCAACUGCUAAAGUCCAUAAGAUGUUGCUUGACAUCACUAAAGAGAUAUCUGAGGAAGAAGAAGCAGCAGGCUUCAUCACACCCGAGAAGAAGCUACUCAAUUCUAUUGACAAAGUAGAGAAGAUUGUGAUGGAGGAGAUCCAGAAAUUGAAGAGCACUCCUCGCGCUAAAAGGGAUGAACGGGAGAAAAGGGUACGGACUUUAAUGUCAAUGCGAUGA